Ogataea philodendri is the source of this 516-nucleotide messenger RNA. RefSeq lists its product as uncharacterized. The transcript has a single exon. The record is from RefSeq and is a predicted model, not a curated record. NCBI's taxonomy places the organism in Eukaryota, Fungi, Ascomycota, Pichiomycetes, Pichiales, Pichiaceae. Bases 1 to 516 code for a protein of 171 amino acids.
AUGUUUCACGUGGUGUUCGGUGUGCAGGGUUUGCAAUGCCUCGAACAGCGAGUCUUUGUCUGUGAUCUUCAAGUCGAGCAGGAGCUCGAGCUCGAGCUGGUUCGGCGUGAUCACGUCGACCAGGCCGGAGUGAACGAUCUUGCGAUACACCGGUAUCACGUCCUGGCUCACGUAGAUCUGGCCGUCGUCGCCCAUGACCGGGUCGAGCAGCCAGAGACAGUCUGGGUGGGCUUUCUUGACGUCUGUGCACAUUUCCCCGACCGCGGCCAAGGAGUCGGCGCCGUGGAUGUACCCGGUGAGCACAGCGUUGUACUUGACGCCGAUCUGCUUGAGUCCAGCGUACAUCUCGGCCAAUUUCUCGCCCGUAACAACCUCGCCGUAGAACUUGCCGUACCCGGUGUGGUUGGAGAAAUUGACGGUGUUGAGCACGUCAACGUUCCACCCGAGCAUCUGCAGCGGGAACGUCGCGGCCUUGUUGCCCACGUACCCGUGGAUAACGUGCGACUGUAUAGAUAA